AUGGCAGGUGCUAUGGAAAAUGCGCGCAAAGAGAUCCAACGCAUUUCGUUGGAAGACCAUGCGGAGUCCGAAUAUGGGUCCAUCUAUUCCGUAUCCGGUCCAGUCGUUGUGGCCGAAAAUAUGAUUGGUUGUGCUAUGUACGAGCUGGUCAAGGUAGGUCACGACAAUUUGGUUGGUGAGGUUAUUCGUAUUGAAGCGGACAAGGCCACCAUUCAGGUUUACGAGGAAACUGCCGGUGUAACUGUCGGAGAUCCAGUUUUGCGUACUGGUAAGCCUUUGUCAGUGGAACUCGGGCCCGGCCUUAUGGAAACCAUUUAUGAUGGUAUUCAGAGACCCUUGAAGGCGAUCAAAGACAAGGCUCAAUCGAUUUAUAUUCCAAGAGGUAUCAACGCCCCUGCCCUAUCGCGUGACGUGAAAUGGCAGUUUAAGCCGGCUAAAGACAAGAAGGUCGGCGACCACAUCGCAGGCGGUGAUAUUUUCGGUUCUAUCUUCGAGAACUCAUUGUUGGAAGACCACAAGAUUUUAUUGCCUCCAAGAGCCAGGGGUACGAUUACAUGGAUCGCUUCGGAAGGUGACUACACUGUUGACGAAAAAGUUCUGGAAGUCGAAUUUGAUGGUGUCAAAUAUGACUAUACCAUGUACCAUACAUGGCCAGUUCGUGUUCCUCGCCCUGUUACCGAGAAAUUGUCCGCUGACUACCCACUUUUGACAGGACAAAGAGUCCUAGAUGCUCUGUUCCCAUGUGUACAAGGUGGAACAACUUGUAUUCCAGGUGCUUUCGGUUGUGGUAAGACAGUCAUCUCCCAAUCUUUGUCUAAAUAUUCCAAUUCUGAUGCCAUUAUUUAUGUCGGGUGUUUCGCAAAGGACACCGAAGUUUUGAUGGCCGACGCUUCUGUGAAGUCGAUUCAAGACAUUGAAAUCGGUGACCACGUCAUGGGUCAAGACGGAUCUGCUCGCGAAGUCACUGCUUUGCCCAGAGGACGUGAUACCAUGUACGACGUUGUCGAACACAACGAGAGCAUUGACGGCGCGGGUCGCGAUGAGGUCUCCAAGUUUGUCGAUUACACCUGUAACGCUUCCCAUCAAUUAGUGGUCAGAACUCCUAGAGCUGUCAACUUUGCUUCCCGCUUAUUGGAAGGAACUUGGUACAACGAAGUCACCAGCCUUGAGCUGAAGAACCACAUCACUUCUGAUGGUAGACUCAUUCAGCUAGUUCAACCAGUUGCCAACAGAUAUCCUGCAAGUGAAGGAACGCAAAAGGCUACAGAAUUGGUUGCCGCUUACAACAAAAGCUCCACAAAGGACUAUAUCGAAUGGGCCAUCGAGGCGAGAGACCUUGAAAAAUUGGACGCCGGUAUUCGUGAAGCUACUUAUCAAGUUGCUGCUCCAAUCUUCUAUGAAAGUGAUUUCUUGGCAAACUAUGUGAAGGAGAGCAGCUACGAAACUCAAAGCAACGAGAGCCACGCAGUUCUUGCUUACUUACUUGGUUUAUGGAUCGGUGGUGGUAUGACGCGCAGAGCUGCAUUUUCUGUUCACCCCGAAGAUGACUCCUUGAUGAAACGUAUCGAAAAAUGUGCAGAAAUCUUGGGUCUAUGUGCUGAGUACAAUGAGAACACCACUAGUAGAGCUAAGGCCGUCAAUCUUUACAAUAAGGCUGCUAGAAGGGAAUCUUCUCGUCAAAACGUGAAUACUGCUAACUUGUUGUGGGACGCUAUUGUCGAAUUAGGAUUUUCGAAGGAGAACGGUAAGUCCAUUCCAUCUUUCUUGUCCUCAGAUGCCAUUGCUGUCCGUGAGGUAUUUUUGGCCGGGUUGGUUGAUUCUAAUGGCUCUGUGGCCGAAAAGGAAGAGAUCACCGCUACAGUGAAGACUGCUACCUCUCCUCUUAAAGAGGGGGUUGUCCGCGUUGCUCGCUCUUUGGGUUUGGAUGUUUCGGUCAGCACAGAUGUUUCUAAGACUGAGUUGGAAAGCUCAUCGUAUGCUGUCACUCUUUCUGGGGGAAAUGUCUUGCGUUCUGUUUUGUCGAAAUGUGCUAACUCCCAAAACUUUAGACCUAUCACGGAAUCGGUUGUUCGCGAGUCUAAGAAAGUCUAUUUUUCUGUGAAGCAACUCGAAUCAGAAGAUAAUUACUAUGGUAUCACUCUACCGCAAAACUCUGACCACCAGUUUAUGCUAGCUUCUCAGGCCGUGGUUCACAACUGUGGUGAACGUGGUAAUGAAAUGGCCGAAGUUUUGAUGGAAUUCCCUGAGUUAUUUACUGAAAGAAACGGAAAGAAGGAGCCUAUCAUGAAACGUACGACAUUGGUCGCCAAUACUUCUAACAUGCCUGUGGCCGCCAGAGAAGCCUCGAUCUACACUGGUAUCACACUAGCUGAAUACUUCAGAGAUCAAGGUAAGGACGUUUCGAUGAUUGCGGAUUCUUCAUCCAGAUGGGCAGAAGCGUUGAGAGAAAUCUCAGGUCGUCUUGGUGAGAUGCCUGCUGACCAGGGUUUCCCAGCCUACCUGGGUGCCAAGUUGGCCUCUUUCUACGAGAGAGCUGGUAAGGCUGUGGCGCUUGGUUCUCCAAACCGUGUUGGUUCUGUGUCUAUCGUGGCUGCUGUCUCCCCUGCCGGUGGUGAUUUUUCUGAUCCUGUUACUACGUCCACCUUGGGUAUCACCCAGGUUUUCUGGGGUCUGGACAAAAAACUGGCCCAAAGAAAGCACUUCCCAUCGAUCAACACAUCGGUUUCCUACUCAAAGUACACCAACGUUUUGAACAAGUACUACGAUGGCAACUACCCAGAGUUUCCUGGUCUAAGAGACCGUAUGCGUGAGAUUAUAUCGAACGCUGAGGAAUUGGAACAAGUCGUUCAAUUGGUUGGUAAGUCCGCUCUGUCCGACAGCGACAAGAUUACUCUGGACGUUGCCACGUUGAUCAAGGAAGACUUCUUGCAACAAAACGGGUACUCCACGUACGAUGCCUUCUGUCCUAUCUGGAAGACCUUUGACAUGAUGAAGGCGUUUGUCUCGUACCACGACGAAGCUCAGAAGAGUGUGUCCAACGGAGCGAUCUGGUCCAAAUUGGCCGAAUCCACCAGCGACGUCAAGCACGCUGUUUCGUCCUCCAAGUUCUUCGAACCAAGCAGAGGCGAGGAGGAAGUGCACGGCGAGUUUGAAAAGUUGUUCGCCAACAUUCAAGACAGAUUUGCCGAAUCUACCGAUUGA
Lachancea dasiensis is the source of this 3201-nucleotide messenger RNA. NCBI's taxonomy places the organism in Eukaryota, Fungi, Ascomycota, Saccharomycetes, Saccharomycetales, Saccharomycetaceae. The record is from the annotation of a GenBank genome assembly.